AGAGCGCAGCGGGACGCGCAUUGUCUGUAUGCAAACUGGACGACAUGGCCAUUGUAUGCGUUCAGGCAUAUAUGGAGGCACCGAUAGCUCGGGGGGAAACAGCCCGUCUGAAGUCUCAGGAGUGAAGAGCCCUCGGCCGUGUUGUGCGCGUUUCCCUCCUCUCUUCUCAUUAACCGCUCGGGUCCGUCGCUAUGAGUUGCCUGGAUGUGAUGUACCACCAAAGCUAUGGAGCGCACUACCUCCCUGCAGCGGCAUACAAGGCGACGUACUAUAACCACCAUCACCAGCAACAACAGAGGAGGCUGAGUGUUUACAGUAAGAUGCAGGAGUGUAUGGAGCAGCAGCAGCAAGGAGGAGGAAGAGGGAUGCUUUCCAGGGAUCAAGGCCUUCAACAGGGUCCUGCAGCACCAGAAACCGAAUCGGGCCGUAGAUCCACAUCCGAUUCAGACCUGAAGGAUGGUCCUCAACCAGCAGAGGCAGAGUACUUGAGCUCCAGCUGUGUUUUGUUCACCUACUUCCAAGGCGACAUCGGUGACGUGGUAGACGAGCAUUUCUCCCGGGCUCUCAGUCAGUCUAGCACCUUUAACAGCGAGACCAAACCUAUCAGAGUGACUCAGCCGUCAGCCUCAGCCAUGUCUGGCUUAUGGAAAGAUGGGUCUCUCUCUGAGGGUCAGAGCAGCUCAGUGUGGAACAGCACCUAUCCAUCCCAAGCCAGCCCUUGCCUUCCAUCUGUCUCUGUCUCAGUCCACCCAGACUUCUCUUCCAGCCCCGUUUCCUUCAACCACCCAGAUGGAGGUCUGUGGGCCGAUCACGUGCUCUCCCAGGCCAGCCUCCCCCCUCCGGCUGCCCUCCACGACAGCUGGGCCUACAGCCUGAACCCCCCGAGUUCAAGUGGCUACCCCAACGUCCACAAUGUCUACCAUCCACACCCUCACCCCCACAUCCACACCCGGCACCACCACCCCAUGCUCCAUUCAUACCCAACCCACAGCUCAGCGUUGGAUCCCAGGUUUAAUCCUCUGCUGCUGCCCGGUGUUAGGACCCAGAGCCAGCCGACCGCCAGCACAGGGAGUUCCCCACCCAGCGAGGGGUUGAAGACGGAGAUGGACCCCAGCAGCAGCAGCAGCAGCGCCGUCACGGCUACCUCUGUCACCUGGACUCCCUCGGCCCUCCAUGGAUCCUUGGAGGUGUAUGACUCAGCUCUUGAUCAGACCAAAGCAAAGACGUCAGUCUGGUUCUAACUGAUGGACUGACAUUGAGAAAAAAGGAAUCAAUUCACACCAAAAAGGACCUACUAUGUGGCUCUCUCAAUGUAUGGCUGCAAAACCAGCACUGUAAUGUACAUUGUAGAUAGAAGGCUUACUGUAGCUUAGACUAUGAGUCUUGCACUGUCAACAGAACUUAUUAUGGAGGUGAACUCAGGCUUUGGACUUAAAUGACAGUGAUCUCCUGCUUUGGCUGCAGGUCAAGGGUCGCGAAGAAUGAUUAAAAAAAAACGGACUACUAGCUUUAAGAAUGGGAAGCCUCUUCUUCUCUCAUGGCACAAAACUGCAUUUCUCUUUCAUGCAAUGUGAGACCAAGUGGUUCUGUUUCAAGAGCUUGAUUUUGAUCCACAUUUUGUUUUGUACAGUAAAUGUUGUAGAUGACUCUAAAUGUUUUUGUGUGUACCGUUUUGCCAUGCUAAGUUGUUGUUUGCUGGAUGACUUUUGCUAAAAUUCUUGCCUGAAUGCUUCUUUACUUUUUGCCUUAAGGGAUUGU
Messenger RNA from Anarrhichthys ocellatus (wolf-eel), 1758 nucleotides. RefSeq names its product vestigial-like family member 3 (gene vgll3). Gene Ontology annotation, cellular component: nucleus. The transcript is spliced from 4 exons. Gene Ontology annotation, biological process: regulation of DNA-templated transcription. Lineage: Eukaryota; Metazoa; Chordata; Actinopteri; Perciformes; Anarhichadidae. Bases 192 to 1241 code for a protein of 349 amino acids. The record is from RefSeq and is a predicted model, not a curated record.